This is a messenger RNA of Biomphalaria glabrata, 3007 nucleotides long. Its product is annotated as beta-lactamase-like. Lineage: Eukaryota; Metazoa; Mollusca; Gastropoda; Planorbidae. The transcript is spliced from 9 exons. The record is from RefSeq and is a predicted model, not a curated record. The coding region runs from base 218 to 1915 and encodes 565 amino acids.
AUUGAACGGGGAGAGGACACGUCCACUGUGUAGCAGGUCAGGACGUAUCCAUUAAGUGUAUAUAACAUCAAUCCAGCCAGAUCCAGCACGUGUUUCCAGUGUCAGUUUAAGAGGGGCUUCGAGGCGCCAUAUUUCUUGUGAAGUUGCACAAAGUGGACAUUCGAACUGGACAGUUAUCUGUAAACGUGGACAAAUGUCUGGCUAAUUUUAGCGAGACAUGAUCGACCACCACAUUCAAAUCAAGAGCCUUACACACAAGACAAUCUGUCCAAUUCAAAACUUCUGGAGAGGUCCAAAGAUGCUUACAGUACUCACCCGCUUGAUUCUUAUCUGUGUGGUACUCGGCGGCAAGGGGAGGGCGGAGGUCAUCAGCUAUGAAUCGGAGCAGAAGUUAGUCAACCUACUCAAGCAUGUCAUGGAGUGUCGUGAAAUACCUGGUCUGACCUUGACACUUGUUAGAGGUAAAGAAUACAAGACUAUUCCCAUGGGCGUCGCCAACAGAGCCACAGGGGAAAAAGUAACGCCUAACACGUUGUUUUUCAUAGGCGCCAUCACGCAGACGUUUACAGCGACGCUCCUGGCUGAGCAGAUGCAGAGAUCAGCUGGAGUCUUACACUUUGAUACGCCAAUUUCCCAGCUGAUAGGUGGAGAGUUUCAAUUGGCUAACAAACAAUUGACAGAGUCUGUGACACUGAGAGACGCCUUGACCCACAGGACUGGCAUAUCUCCAGGAAGUGUUGCAGGGCUGACUGGGCUUCCUAAAGCUAUGUCCAGACUUGAGGUCAUAAGCCAUCUUAAGGAGCUUCCCCAGCAGGCUCACUUCCGGGACGACUUCCAAUUUAAUCAGUUCAUGUACACGCUGGCUGCCUACGUCGGGGAGAAGAUAUCCGCCAGCUCCUGGGAAAAGCUGAUGCGGACUCACAUCCUGGACAAGCUGCUGAUGAGUUCCACGGUGGUGGCCGUGGAUGACGCCACUGGGCCGGAGUUCGCCCGGUCAUACGUCUCCGAACAGAGUGAACUGGUGGAAGUCCCAGCAGACGCCUUUGAACUCGGUCCACUGGCUCCGUCCGGUACCAUGUACACAAACGCAGAAGACAUGGCCAAGGCCUUAAAACUAUUCCUUGCUGACCCCUACCUGACAGCCCAGGUGAGAAUUCCUCCCCCAGUCUUGGAAGAGCUGAUGACGCCACGCUUCCUGCUGCCCCUUGCAAUACGAGCUGGUCUGGACAGGUCAAGUUAUUUUUGGCCGGUGCCGGACUUCAACGUGGGCUAUGGAAUGGGUUUCUUCCGUAACACAUAUAGAGGAUUUCAGAUUCCCUGGCAUGCUAGCAGUGUCCACGGCUUCACGUCUAUCAUGUGGCUUGUGCCCGAGAAAAAUGUCGGUCUAUUUUUGUCAGUCAACGGCCAGAAACACAACGAGAAUCCUUUGGGAAUCAUCCAGAUGUUGACCUACUAUAUUACUGAUCUUAUGUUGGGAUUCGAUCCCUGGAUCAACGAGACUUCAGCCUGCACGUUCCCAGAGCCCUUCGUUAAAGCCAUCGAGUUCCCCAACGUCGAGUUCAAGCCGCAGGUGGCGGACUACGCCCUGGCGGAGUACCAGGGGACAUUCUCCAGCAAGCUCCUGGGUGACAUCGUCAUCCGAAAGUCGGCCACCAAUCCCAAAGCUCUGACAAUGACCAUGGGCAAGUUGACGGGCACUCUGCACCCCGAGGGAGGAAACGUGUUCCGACUGUUCCUGGAGGGCGCCUACAGGUACAUGCAGGUCCCCGUGGCGGGAAAACACCCUAUCCCCUUCGCCAGGGUCUUCUUCGACUUCAAGAGCAACCAGUGUGUUGGGCUGAAGCUCCCUGACUCCGUCUUCGGAGGCAACCCUGUAGACUUCCCUAAAACGAACAGUUUUAAGGAGGAAUUAUAACAGAGCAUUUGAGCUAGACUUUAUCAUUUCACACAUCGUUCAAUUUAGUUCAGUAUAGAAUAUACCUAUUCGAUUUUAUCAUCGGUUUAGAAGUCCAAUCAAAAGUAUUACAUUCUUUGAGAAAUAGAAAAAUGUAUACACUUGUAUAAUUUUUAAUUUGUAGCGACAAAUAUUUUUUGACAUUGUAAAUAUUAGCGUUUUAUUCUUAUAUUAGUGCUUUAUUCUUAUUUGCUUAUUUUUACUACUGACCAAUUAUCGUUCUAGUGUGUUGACCAGGCCAGAUAAAAACUGCACACGUAAAAUUGUAUAGCGUUAAUAAAUUGUGUGCGCUUUUAGCGCUGUAAAAUAAUAGUCCAUAGCUCUUUUUGCGCAAAGUAAUUUUUAUUUUUUUAGUUUGGCAAGAGUGAUCUUUUAAAAUAGCGUCCUUGACAGUAUUUUCGAAUCGAAAAUAUAUCCCUAAAAGAAUGUAUAGGCCUGUUUAGUCAGUUCUAUGAUUUAUAAAAUUGUAAUGUCAUAUAAAUAUUGUGUCUGAAAUCUUGUGAAAGUGUGUAUGUGUAUGCUUCAAUGUAUGUGUUUGAAGUAGUGUCAAUGGGUUUGUUCCGUAGUUCUUCUAUGUCACGUGGUAGUAUUGUUUGCAUUUGGUGGCUCAGGGUCGGAAUAUGGAAAAUAUCUGCCAGAGUUCUUCUUUGUUUUUCUUUCUUUGUAAUUGACCUAAAAUUUGAGUCUAAGGCUUUUGGAACUCAGGGCCAUAGAAGACCUUCAUAGGUCAAAUGUGUGGAAUAUAUGCAACAUUCUCACAAAUUUAACAACAUGAACACUAAGAUAACAUGACAUUUGACUUAUAUAUUUAUUAAGUACAUUAUCUCAUGUCAUGAUGUCGAAUGUCAAAAUGCAGGGGCCCCUAAAGAGGCCAUGCCAGCCGGGCCCCCAGAUCUCUAACUACGCCACUGAUCUAGUCAUCGGAAGAUAAGCCAUUGCUCUCUUUUAAGACCACGUGACUUAAAAGUAGUUCAGAGAUACGUCACAAACCCAUCGAACAAGUUUGAUUUGGCAUGGGUAUGGAGAAGAAGAAAAUAAAGUACAAAAUAUAUA